Molecule: messenger RNA, 3681 nt
Organism: Trichomycterus rosablanca
Lineage: Eukaryota; Metazoa; Chordata; Actinopteri; Siluriformes; Trichomycteridae
Gene: tspan5b
Product: tetraspanin 5b
Exons: 9
Coding region: 1-816 (271 amino acids)
Cellular component (GO): plasma membrane
Source: RefSeq, a predicted model, not a curated record
AUGUCGGGUAAACACUUUAAUGUACAUGAAGUGGGCUGCUGCAUUAAAUACUUCAUAUUUGGAUUUAAUAUAAUAUUCUGGCUUUUGGGAGUGGCCUUCCUGUCUGUGGCGCUUUGGGCCUGGAGUGAGAAGGGUGUUUUAUCAAAUAUCUCGUACAUCACUGAUCUGGGUGGAUUUGACCCAGUCUGGCUCUUUCUGGUUGUUGGUAUGGUGAUGUUCAUACUGGGAUUCGCCGGCUGCAUUGGAGCGCUCAGAGAAAACUCCUUUCUGCUCAAAUUUUUUUCAGUGUUUUUGGGGAUUAUAUUUUUUCUGGAGCUGACUGCUGGAGUUUUGGCAUUCGUCUUUAAGGACUGGAUUAAAGAUCAGCUCAAAUUCUUCAUCAACAACAAUAUCCGAGCGUACCGAGAUGAUAUCGAUCUGCAGAACCUCAUUGACUUUACUCAAGUAUAUUGGGAGUGCUGUGGGGCAUUUGGACCGGAGGACUGGAACCUGAACAUCUACUUUAACUGCACCGAGACCAAUCUUAGCCGGGAGAGAUGUGGAGUACCCUUCUCCUGCUGCACUAAAGAUCCUGCUGAGGAUGUGUUAAACACUCAGUGUGGUUAUGAUUUUCGAGCUAAAGCCGACCUGGAUCAAAAGAUGUCUGUCAACACUAAAGGUUGUGUACCGCAGUUUGAGAAAUGGCUACAGGAGAAUCUGACAGUGGUUGCUGGAAUUUUCAUAGGAAUCGCCUUACUGCAGAUAUUUGGGAUCUGUUUGGCGCAAAAUCUGCUAAGUGACAUUGAGGCUGUAAGAGAGAGCUGUUUGUUCUCCUGACCUGGGGAAGUUCUUCACGGCCACUCCAUCACCAUCUUAACAUCUCGUCCAGCAAACUGAACCUUCAGUUUCAUCCUUUAUCCUUUAUUAUUGCUUCACUAAACCUUUUUAUAUGUUUCAAUUUCACCACUGUUCAACUUUUCUAACUACACCUGUAAAAAAGUGGGAAUUUAUUUCCAUGUGCAAAUCAAAUCACGCUGCUUUCUAUUUCUACAACAUGAAGUGAAGUUCAUGGGCAACUUUUGCGCCGGGAAUAUUCCUAUUUACGAUACAUUAAAAAGCACAUGAAAGCAGCAUUACUAUUAUAUCACUUCAGCUGUGCAUCUUUGUGUAGAAUGUUGCUUGUUUUGUAGUAGACCACAGGGUGAAGGGGAGUUCAAGUACACAACUUUCACCAAAUUCCACCAAACCUGUACAAGUUUAUGUUACAACUUUUGCAAUUAGGCUGAUUUUGCUAACAAGUAAUGAAAGCUUAUGAUGACCAGUUAGUUUCAUGCUUAAUGCAGGAAUCACACACGUACCUUUAAUGCUACAUUUUUGUGUAUUUAAUCCAUUUUUGUGAAAAGAUUUUUAUGAAAUGUGGAGAUUCUGAACUCCACGGUUUGAAACUCGGCGUUGCCACCAGUCGGCUGGGCGCCAUCUAGCAGGCAUAAUUGGCAAAGCCUGCAGCAGACUCGUUUAGACUAUGUGGGUGGGGUCUUCAAAACGCUGUGUACGGACCCUGAUUAGCAGAUGGAGAGGCGCCUGUGCAGAAUGCAUGGGUGAAAAAGGGUUCUGCUAAGGGCUGCGUGUGGGUCGGAGGAGCAGCAAUAUACCCACCUUGACUGCAAUCAGGGACCCCCCAGCAGUGGAAGACAAAUUGACUACCCUAAAUUGGGAGAAAAUGGGAGAAAAUGCAGAAAUAAAAUAGAAAAAAAAGAUUUUAAUAAAAUGUAAUGAACAGUUGAGCUUAGGGUUAGAGCAGGGUCAGCGUCCAUAUUAUUUAGUAUUGCUUCAUAUUUUUUUUUCACCCUUGCUCACAUUUUUUUUAUGAGUUCUGCUUUAAACAAGAAACAAAGCAUAAAAUCAAACUGUAAUACUGUAAAAACACUAAAAACGUAUUAGUUUUGCUUAUGUAAAUGCAGACACUUGAGGUUAACUUCAAGCUUAUUUCAGUCAGAUGCCAAAUUGGGUUUACAUUUAAACCUUUAUAUUUUACAGUGUGAGACGAUUUUAGCAUGUAACAGUUUGAAGCUUUUGUUCCUUAUUAGCAACAUUAGCAUAGUAGCAUCAGCACUGAAGUAAAGAAGCAACAUUUUGGGGAGAAAAUCUUACCCUACCUUAUCAUCAUUUGACCUGAUCAUUUACAUUUGAGUAAAAAAACUACCCUUAUGAACAUUUGUUUUUGUAUUGUAAAUCUCUGUUACACAUGCUAGGAUGUUAGCAAAAAUGUUAAUAUGACAAAUGUACUAAUGGAAUUGGAUUUAAAAGCACUGCUUUAGUUUUAGUCCGUUUGUAUAAAAUGUUUAUUACAUAAGGAUAAAAAAUGCACUGCAUGUGUACUUAAAUGACACUUAAGUGUUAAAUAAUUUACUUCUGUUUGGUAAAUGUAUGUUAAUAUAGGUUUAAUAUUUUAUCUAUAUGUUGAAUUAAGUGACUGACUAGAAUGUUUCAUUUUUUGCACUUAGCCAUUUUUUUUAAUACUAUACAAUGUGUGGGUAGUGGGUGCUACAUUGCAGCUACAUGAUGUACUGUAUAUCUAAUCAUUGUUACAUUUGAGUAAGUUAAAUCUGCCCAUUUGUUAGUGUAUUUAAGGUAGCUCUUGUAUUCCAGCAAUUAUGGUAAAGGCAAAGUCAUAAACUUAGUAUGCAAAAUUUCAAUUCAAGUCCAUUCAAAUCCAUUUAAUUCGCUUCUUAAGGGUCAGUGAUUCACACUGCUACACUGUUGCUUCAAAAUGCACUUGUAAUGCACUCUAUAAAACACACAGGGUGACUGUUUUCAGCUAAAAGUGUCCACUCCCAGCCUGACACGCCCACAGAAAAUUUCUGCUGUAAACAGAAUAUGGCAAAGUACACCACAUUAGCUUGCUAAUAACAAAGCACUACAAUCCCUCCGUGGUUUUAGCAUAAAUACAAGUGACUUAAAUAAAGAAAACAACUCCAGUUUUAACAUGGUUAUUCAAUGCACCAUACUGUUUGCUUUUUAGUUGCACACAGACCUUUUAAACCAUGGUAGGAAGGCAUUGUUUUGCGUUAAAUGUACAUUAAAUUUUACACAUUUGCACCCCACCAGCUAAAGAGUCAGUAUUAAUGUUGUGUUUUUCUUUCAGUGAGAAAAAAGUGUGUAACUGAGCUUGUUAUUUAGUGACUGUGUUCCACUUGGAUACAGAGAUUAGAUAGUUAUCACCAGGUUUGUGUGUUGUAAUUGAUGUGUUUGAUUAUUAAAACUUUUUACAGUACUUAAUUGUAUAACUACUCACCACCCAGAGACGAAGGAUAAACAUUGUAAACAAUAAAGUUUAUUAUGUUGUUCUAUGUGUAUUUUUUUUUUUUACGUUGAUUGUUACUGUUGUAUUCUAUACAAAAAUCUGUACAAACAAUUAUUUGUAAGUUGUAACUAUGUGGAACAGUAGUAACUUUUCUGAAUGGUCAGUUGUAAUCUAAGAGCCACCAAAACAGGUCUGCCAUGAUUUUAAAAAGGAAACCUCUGCUCAACAAUUGGGUUUCUAAAUAUUUUUUUUUUAUUACAUAGACAAACUAAAAGCCCUCUUAAAGAAAGAACCAUGUGAAGUCAAGUGGUGCUAGUAUUAAACUCUGGAUCUCUUUUGCUGGCAGCAGAACUGGUGCAUUGCAGAACAUUGACAGAAUAAAGAAACCCUUCCAAGAA